AUGCAUCUUCUCAACACACUGGCAGUCCUAGCUGCCCUUCCCACAUCGGCAUACACCCUCUUCUCCCCCUCAGGCCACACCUGGUACACCUCCCCCGCCAAAGACUUCUCCUCGACCCUGCCCAUCGGCAACAGCCGCCUCGCAGCAGCAAUAUGGGGCAGCCUGACGGACAAUAUCACCCUGAACGAAAACUCCAUCUGGAGCGGCCCGUUUCAGGACCGUGUGAACCCCAGAUCCUACGAGGGCUUCACGCAGGUGCGAUCUAUGCUGCAAGACGGGAAGAUCAGCGCGGCGAACCAGUUGACACUGGUUGAUAUGGCAGGUAUUCCGACGAGUCCGCGGGCGUACAACCCGCUUGGUGCACUGAAGUUGGAUUUUGGCCAUGAUACUGUGAACAAUUAUACGAGAUUCUUGGAUCUGGGGAUGGGUGUUGCGGGGGUCGAGUAUGAAUAUGAUAAUGUUACCUAUAGUCGUGAGUAUGUGGCAAGUCAUCCGGACGGGAUUCUGGCUGUCCGUCUACGCGCGAGUACGCCGGGUUCUCUCAAUGUGGCAUGCUCCUUGGAGAGGAGCAGAUAUGUCAAGAGCAACACGGCGAAUGUUAGGAAAAGUUGGGGGACUUUGACUUUAAAGGCAAACACUGGACAGGCGAACGAUCCGAUAUCAUUUGUGGCAGAGGCACAGAUAGUCAGUGUCGGAGGACACAUGUCGAGCGAUGGAUCAUCCGUUGUGAUUAACGGUGCAUCAACCAUAGACAUCUUCUUCGAUGCGCAGACUUCCUAUCGGUUUUUCGAGGAGGAUAGUCGAGCUGCACAGCUUAGCAAGCAGCUGGAUGCUGCAGUCAAACAAGGAUAUCCUGCUGUGAAGAAGGCUGCCACUAGAGAUUACGCUUCUCUAACCAGCCGUGUGAGAUUGAAUCUGGGAUCAUCUGGCGCAGCGGGAGGGUUUUCAACAGACGUCCGAUUGUUUAACUACAAGAAAGACGCCAACAGUGACCCCGAGCUGGCGACAUUGAUGUUCAAUUUUGGCCGACACUUACUCAUUGCUUCGUCACGAGGCGGAGACACGCCUGGCCUCCCUGCUAACCUUCAAGGAAUUUGGAAUGAGGACUACGAACCUGCCUGGGGAGGCAAGUAUACGGUCGAUGUGAACCUGGAGAUGAACUACUGGCCGGCUCAGGUUACCAAUCUGGCUGAAACAUUUGGCCCUGUCGUUGAUCUGAUGGAUACUGUUGUCCCCCAUGGCAAAGACGUCGCCCAACGCAUGUACCACUGCGACGCCGGGUACGUCCUUCACCACAAUACAGACCUCUGGGGCGAUGCUGCACCCGUCGACAACGGGACUGCCUGGAUGUCCAUGAAUCUCAUAGAGCAAUACCGCUUCACGCAAGACAAAAGUCUGCUUAAAGAGCGGAUCUGGCCUCUACUCAAAGAGGCAGCAAACUUUUACUAUUGCUAUCUGUUUGAACAUGAAGGCCACUACAUUAGCGGUCCAUCCAUCUCGCCCGAACAUGCCUUCAUCGUUCCUGAUGAGAUGUCCGUUCCCGGAAAAGAGGCAGGCAUCGACCUAUCCCCGACGAUGGACAACUCCCUACUCCAGGAGCUCUUUGCGGCUGUUAUUGAGGCCUGCACCACCCUUGGUAUAACUGGCGACGACAUAGACAAGGCGCAGAAAUACCUUUCCAAGCUCCCACCGCCACCGAUCGGGUCGUAUGGGCAAAUCCUCGAAUGGCGACGGGAGUACAACGAGACCGAACCAGGCCAUCGGCACAUGUCCCCAAUACUCGGCCUUUACCCCGGCUCUCAAAUGACUCCGGCAGUCAACAAAACACUCGCCGACGCAGCAAAGGUCCUUCUCGACCACCGCAUCGAGCACGGCAGCGGAAGUACCGGCUGGUCGCGAACAUGGACAAUGAACCUGUACGCGCGCCUACUCGACGGCGACCAGGUCUGGCACCAUGCGCAAAAUUUCCUCCAGACAUAUCCGAGUGAUAACUUGUGGAAUACAGACCAUGGGCCGGGAAGUGCAUUCCAGAUCGAUGGGAAUUUCGGGUACACAGCGGCGAUAGCGGAGAUGUUACUACAGAGUCAUGCAGUGGUACAUUUGCUCCCUGCGUUACCCCCUGCCGUUCCUGACGGCAGUGUGACUGGUCUGGUUGCAAGGGGAAACUUUGUGAUCGAUAUGACCUGGGCCCAAGGCAUGCUGAAACAGGCAAAAAUAGAAGCCCGCAGUGGAGGGGAGCUCAGAUUGAGGGUACAGAAUGGAGGGGAGUUCACUGUGGAUGGGAAGAAGUAUACAGGACCUAUCCAGGCAGUUGCUGGAAAGACGUACACGGUGAAGCCGAUGUAG
This is a messenger RNA of Aspergillus clavatus NRRL 1, 2346 nucleotides long. Its product is annotated as glycoside hydrolase family 95 protein. NCBI's taxonomy places the organism in Eukaryota, Fungi, Ascomycota, Eurotiomycetes, Eurotiales, Aspergillaceae. The transcript has 4 exons. Gene Ontology annotation, biological process: carbohydrate metabolic process. Bases 1 to 2346 code for a protein of 781 amino acids. The record is from RefSeq and is a predicted model, not a curated record. Gene Ontology annotation, molecular function: alpha-L-fucosidase activity.